AUGAGCUUCAACCCUCCCAACCAACUAUGGAAUUCUCAGUUUGGCGUUCGCUUCGGGGCGCUUGCAUCGCUGCGCCAGGAAGCAAGUAAUACUACUGCUGUAUCUCAGUCGCUUCAUGCUUCUUUUUCUGUCCAGAGCGACGACGGUUGGUCCCAGACCUCUGUAAACUCAACGCAAACAAGUGUAUUCUCGGCCGCCGUGGUUCAAAGCCCACUGCCCCCAGCAUCCAGUUCAAAAGAUGUCGCAGCUUUUGAUACUCGACGGCCUAUUUCCCUCCCAGGUUUAGGCGUCGCGGCGGAUGCAACAGAUGCCAUCGCCACGGCUUCUUAUACUCAGCGGCCGACACAUGCUCAACGGCCGCCUAUUGCUCUCGCGGCCGAUGCAGCCAAGAGCGUCGCCACACCCAACAGUGGCUCUGGCACUGGCACAAAGAAGGCUGUCGAGCCGCCAUUUACACCACUAGAGUUCGCCAUCUCCAGAGAGCAGUUUCUGGCCGCUCGCGCUGCCGUUCCCGGCACUCCAGAGUCUCAUUGGUCAUAUACCAUGUACCACCGAAAUGGUGAAAAUGGGGCCGUUGACAACGUCAAAGUCCAUUAUUGUGAAAGUAAAUCAACCAUGGAGCGCGUAUGCGCAGAGUAUUUCCUAGACGAAGAUGUCAUUGGCUUGGAUCUAGAGUGGAUGUCAUACGCGAGGGCGGCGGAUGGGCCACGGCGUAACGUCUCUCUCAUUCAGAUCGCGAGCCCGAGUCGUAUCGCCUUGUUCCAUAUAGCAGUGUUUAAGUACGGUGCAGACCUUAUACCGCCGUCGUUUCGCAAAAUCAUGGAGAACCCCAAGGUGAGCAAAGUUGGCGUCAACAUCGGACCAGACUGCACACGGCUCAAGAACCACCUCGGCGUCAAUGUUCAAGGCAUAUUUGAAUUGAGCCAUCUCUACAGGAUCGUCAAGCAUUUCCCGCACCAGCGCCACUUGGUCCACAAAGGACUUGUAUCGUUGGCUGCUCAGGUCCAAGACCAAUUACUACUUCCUUUAUACAAAGGAGAGGUGCGGACUGGCAAUUGGAUGAGGCGGCUUAAUCCACAACAAAUUGACUAUUCCGCAUCAGAUGCCUAUGCUGGCCUCCAGCUUUACUACGUACUUGAAGAGAAACGAAAGAUGCUCGUUCCCUGUCCUCCCAGGCCUCAUCAUGCAGAGCUACGGCUGCCUAUUUCUCUCCCUGAUCCCCCAGAAGAAGCUAAGGAGAAAGUCGACGAAGAUGCUACUUUUGUAGCAGACCCUAAUAAUACGAAUGCUAUAUCUGAACCCAAGACUCCCAGACCUAGAGUUCCCAGACCUAGAGUUCCCAAGCCAAAAGCUUCAUCAACGGAAGCCGCAUCAACAGAGGCUACAUCACCAGAAGCCCCUACACCAUCCAAAGCAAGGUCGAAACGCUCAUUGCCUAAACCUAUACCUGUCGACACUAGAGAUGCGCGGGUCAUUGCGGCCGAGGUACAAAUGAAGGAGUAUCGUGCGGCCAAAACAACCGAGCUGAACACGCCCGCGCCGUGCCUCAGGGCGUACUACAUCUGGCAUCAAAACGAGGACCUCUGUCCUGGUGACAUCGCAGCGCUUCUGCGGGAUCCACCGCUGCUGACCAGCACUGUUGCGCAUUAUGUCCUUGACGCCAUAAAGGCCGAGAAUAUGCCUUAUCCUGUACUAAGAUUACAAAAGGAGGUGAUUCCUCAUAUCGACCUAAGCAAACCGUAUUGGCACAAGCAUGCAUCAUUGGUUCAAGAGUGUACAAAAUUAGCAGACGAGAUGAAGCGGGAUAUAGAGAAAGCAAACGAGACAAACGAGUGA
Trichoderma asperellum CBS 433.97 is the source of this 1836-nucleotide messenger RNA. RefSeq lists its product as uncharacterized. The record is from RefSeq and is a predicted model, not a curated record. Gene Ontology annotation, cellular component: nucleus; cytoplasm. Gene Ontology annotation, biological process: nucleobase-containing compound metabolic process. Lineage: Eukaryota; Fungi; Ascomycota; Sordariomycetes; Hypocreales; Hypocreaceae. Gene Ontology annotation, molecular function: 3'-5' exonuclease activity; nucleic acid binding.